CUGAAACCGAGAUCAGUCUGUUUGAAAACCCAAGAGUUUUUGUUUGAAUGUGGAUUCGCGCGUCGUCGCGACUUCCAUGCGCCGCAGCAAUGAGUGCGCUCGCCCGGAACAGCAUGCAAUCCUUUGGUGUGCUGGACUGUUCGGUUGGAGCAAGUGCGUUGGGAUUGGACUGUGGUACCAGCUUGGGAUGUUUCAAGCGUCAAACACUGCCGCUGUCGCGCGGGUUGUUCACGCUCCCAGCUGCGGCUCUGAGUCCGCGUGCGACACCAGCGGCGGUCGUCGAGCAGACCAAGCAGAAGAAGCAGCCGUCGCGACGGAAGGCCGACCAGCCAGCCGCUCCAGCCAAGACAAAGUCCAAGUCCAGCGCCAAGUCCAAAUCAAGCACGUUGACAGACGAUCAGGAUUCGACACCAGACGCGGAAUCACACGCGGAAGAAGAGCAAUUUGGAACAAAACAGUUCAAGCUACCUUCCAUCCGCACCUUUCAACAAGUAGGAGCCUACCGCAAGUACAUUGCCAAUAGCAUUUCCAGUGUGGUAUCUAUCGAUUGCGGCUACAAGAACCUGGCUGUUGCCCAAAUCGAUCGCGUUCCCGGCGAGAAGUCGUCCUUUCAAGUGAAGCGUUGGUUUCUCCAUCCUGUUGGAAUGGGAGACACCUACAUCCCUGUUGACCUUGCAAGUCUGAUCGUGCAAUUUGUCAAGCAGCUUCCUCCUGAUGCACCGGUGGUGAUUGAGCGACAGCGACACAUGUCAGGGGCACCUAGUCAAAUCUAUCACUUGGGCAUUAUCGAAGCAAUGAUCCACACGGCGCUCUUCACAAUGGGUCGUUCCAGCAUUUCCAUGAGUGCUCAACGUACUGCAGGUUAUUUUGAACUCGAGAAAGGGUAUGUGCAGAAGAAAAGGUCCUCGGUACGCGUGGUCAAAGACCUGAUCGCUGGGAAUUCUCCAUAUGGAAACGUGACUGUGCCCGAUCCGAUCAAAUCAGAGUUUGAAAGCCUGAAGAAGCAAGACGACUACUGCGAUGCCUUGCUGCAAGGCCUGGCGUUUUUCAAGUCCAUGGAUGAUGUUGCCGAUUUUGACGAGGCAACUCAGGCCAAGCUAGCUGCCAAACAAACGCAGCAACAAGCACGAGAAGCUAAAGCAGCAGCACGAGUAGCGGCGAAAGCGGCGAAAGCUUCUGCGAAAUCUGCAUCCUGAAACGAGGGAUCGAGCUGGUGGAGUGCGCACUUUUUCCAAAGAAAAUACAUUGAAUGCUUGGAUUAUACACAAA
Messenger RNA from Capsaspora owczarzaki ATCC 30864, 1269 nucleotides. RefSeq lists its product as hypothetical. Gene Ontology annotation, biological process: mitochondrial transcription; transcription elongation by mitochondrial RNA polymerase. NCBI's taxonomy places the organism in Eukaryota, Filasterea, Ministeriida, Capsasporidae. Gene Ontology annotation, molecular function: nucleic acid binding; DNA polymerase processivity factor activity. Bases 48 to 1196 code for a protein of 382 amino acids. Gene Ontology annotation, cellular component: mitochondrial nucleoid. The record is from RefSeq and is a predicted model, not a curated record. The transcript has 4 exons.